AUGCGUCUUUUGCAGCUGCAGGGCGACAGUGGAAUCCAGCUUGUCCAAAGUGCUGACAAUGCUAUUCCACCAUAUGCUAUCCUUUCGCAUACUUGGGGAGCAGAUGAGGACGAGGUCACCUUCAAGGAUCUUAACAAGGGAACAGGUACAACAAAAGCUGGCUAUCGAAAACUUGAGUUCUGCAGAAGGCAGGCUGCGAGCGAUCACUUAGAUUACUUCUGGGUCGACACAUGUUGCAUCAACAAAGACAGUAGCACAGAGCUUUCAGAAGCUAUUGUCUCCAUGUUCCGCUGGUACCAGAAUGCGGCGCAAUGCUACGUAUACCUCGAUGAUGUGUCGACUGACAGCAAGGAUGGCAAAACGCCUCAGCAGAGCAAGUGGUUCACUCGGGGAUGGACGCUCCAAGAGCUGCUCGCCCCAAAAAGCGUCAAGUUCUUCUCUAGAGAAGGCCAUUUACUGUUCACCAAGUCCUCUAAAGUGCUGGAGAUCGCCAACAUUACCCAUAUACCUGCCGAAGCUCUUCAACAGCGAGGACCUCUGUCACGCUAUAGUGUUGAGGAUAGGAUGUCAUGGGCAAAAGAACGAAAUACAACACGUUCGGAAGACGUGGCCUAUUGCCUGAUGGGUGUUUUUGACAUUCACAUGGUACCCAUCUACGGUGAAGGCAAGGUCAAGGCGAUCAAGCGACUUCAGAAAGCAAUAAGAGAAGCAGAAGAUGAAUCGGCUUCACCAAUCGAGAACGCAAAGAAAUGGCUAGAGAGCGCCAAGACCGAUAAGAAUGUACAGGAACUUUUCCGCAAGAUGUUCAUUGAAAACGAGGGCUUGGGUGAACAAGAAGAUGACGUUGAACUCCAAUCCGACAUCUUCAAAACCGUCUUGCAGGCGCCCACGGUGUUAGCCGAGACUAGCGAGCAUGUCAGACUUCUCAUGGGCAACUCGAAAAAGGAAGGUCCGCCAGACUUGAUUGCAGUCAAAAGGACGGCUACCUUUAACCGAUCGGCCGUGGCUCAUGUCCUCUCUGGCACUUCUAAUUACCGGGACUUCAAUCUCAUCAUCGCAACACCAGCUCGUGAGACUAUGACUACGCAAAUGGAUUUCACGCUUACAGACUGGGACGAUGACGGCUCGUUAGAUAUCGUCAUGAUCAAGAAGAACUACACCGGUACAAACAGUACUGAAGUUCAUAUCACAUCUGGAAAAUCCAAUUACCAACAUUGGAUGCUAGAAGUCGGCACUAUACUACACGAAACUGACGAAACCUUUACAUUCGCCAUGGGCAAACGGGACGCCAACAGCAGGCCGGACUUGUUCGCGAUCAAGAAAUCCAGAACCACUUCUCGUACCACCGAAGUGCACAUACUAUCGGGCGCCUCACACUUCAAGAACUUCAUCAUACGCACCGACACUGCCCUACACGAAACUGAUGAUACGUGGGACUUUCUCGUCACGGACUGGAACGGCGAUGGGCACCAGGAUCUAGUCGCGAUAAAGAAGAGCAAUUCGAGUGACAAAUGCACUUCAGUGCAUGUGCUGUCAGGAGCUUCUAUGUACAAGGAAUUUAUACUGCGUGCCGAAACACCGCUGUAUAGGAGCUAUGGUAUGUUUGAGUUUGCGGUCGCCGAUUGGACUAAGAAUGGGAAGCCGGAUCUGGUUGCAGUAGCGAAGGACACGGAGAGUAAUUCUACGGAGGUGCAUGUCAUGACACAACAGGGCUGA
This is a messenger RNA of Parastagonospora nodorum SN15, 1716 nucleotides long. RefSeq lists its product as hypothetical. The transcript has a single exon. The coding region runs from base 1 to 1716 and encodes 571 amino acids. The record is from RefSeq and is a predicted model, not a curated record. NCBI's taxonomy places the organism in Eukaryota, Fungi, Ascomycota, Dothideomycetes, Pleosporales, Phaeosphaeriaceae.